Molecule: messenger RNA, 1471 nt
Organism: Coregonus clupeaformis (lake whitefish)
Lineage: Eukaryota; Metazoa; Chordata; Actinopteri; Salmoniformes; Salmonidae
Product: tumor necrosis factor ligand superfamily member 14-like
Exons: 4
Coding region: 373-1083 (236 amino acids)
Biological process (GO): immune response
Cellular component (GO): membrane
Molecular function (GO): tumor necrosis factor receptor binding
Source: RefSeq, a predicted model, not a curated record
CCAGAGGUAACAGUUCUCUCUCUGUUAAGAUUUAGUUUGGUUAAGACAAGUUUUGCUUUCUGUGACUACUCUUUGGGGAGGUAGUUGUUUCUGUGAAGGAUUUCCAGAUUUCACAUAUCUGGAGGUGGCUUUUAUUUCUUCCACUACUGUGUGUCUUGUCUUGUCUGCCGACAAGACGACCUGAGGAGUCAUACUGUACAACCCACACUAGUGCUUGGUCUUUUGCUCUAGGACCAAAUCUCUCUGUGUCUCUCGUUGUGUGCUGGGACCCCUGGUGCGUGGACCUCACUCGGGUACAACUUGACUAUCUCUUGGAGGAUCCUUUUUCAGUUCCUUAUAAUCUCUGAUCGGAUAGAUAACUUUGUGGACAUCAUGGCUGAGGGUGGUGUCCCGUACCCCUCCGUGUUCAUGGUGGAUAGCCAUGCAGCCUACCCACCUCUGCCCCCCAAACCGAGACCUCCUGGUCGGGGUGGUGUGACCCAGAGCCUGCUGUUCCUGCUGGUUGGGCUGGCUCUGUGUGGCUUGGCCAUAGAGGCCUGCUUCAUCUACCACCUCUACUCCACACAGGGAUCUGCAGGGUCAGCUCGUAUGAGUAUCCAAGACCAAGAGGCCAUUCCGAAGGAAGUUCCCCCAACUUCAAGACCAAACCCUGUUGUGUUGCCUUCAAAACCUGUUGCACAUCUGACAGCUGGACCUCAAGCACCCCAUGGAGAUGGAGUCUUGGUAUGGGAUAUGCAGCCACAACCGCUCCUCCAUGAAAUGGAGUACAAAGAUGGUAAGCUUGUCAUCCAGAAGGAAGGGUACUACUACGUCUACUCUAAGGUCUUCUUCAGUGAGGUCAAUGGUGCAUUCACACAUUCGGUCUGCAAAACUACUCCACGGUACCUUGGGAAGGACAUUGAACUGCUUAAGUCCAGGAGAUAUCACCCCAAGACUGGGAAAAUGAUGUCCACAUCAAACAGCUACCUGGGAGGGGUGUUCCACUUCUUUGACGAUGACUCCAUCUUUGUCAAAGUGAAAAAUGUCACUCAAGUUCGGAUACACUAUUCCACAGAGAACGUGUUUGGUAUCUAUAUGAUAUAAUACGCCUGGGGUUGAUGAUAAAGAUACUUUUUUUUAGAUAGCUGGCUGAUUAUCAUUGGUUUAAGGCAUAAUAAUAUUGUAGGCCAAUGUACAUGUCAUUUUGCUAAGCAGGGCCUUCCCCCUUCCCGGCACACCAUCAUUUUCUGUAAACAAAUCCUUGCACCGGGAUGCAAUUUGAUGCGUGGUAAAUUUACUGUAGAAGAAAAAGCCCCUUUAUAUUAAAGCCAUAAUACAGUUGAGCUGAGGCGUUUUUAGGAUUUCCACUCAUGGGGAUUUUUUUUUAACAGGGUCGGAAAAAAAUUAGCCUUUUAAUAGCGCAUUUCAUGCAAUUCUACGUCAUUUACAUGACAGAAGACAUUAGAUUAAUCUUUUUUAAUACCACACAAAU